Lachancea thermotolerans CBS 6340 is the source of this 1692-nucleotide messenger RNA. RefSeq names its product CCR4-NOT core subunit NOT5 (gene NOT5). The record is from RefSeq and is a predicted model, not a curated record. Gene Ontology annotation, biological process: regulation of DNA-templated transcription; nuclear-transcribed mRNA poly(A) tail shortening. The coding region runs from base 1 to 1692 and encodes 563 amino acids. Gene Ontology annotation, cellular component: CCR4-NOT core complex; nucleus; P-body. Lineage: Eukaryota; Fungi; Ascomycota; Saccharomycetes; Saccharomycetales; Saccharomycetaceae. The transcript has a single exon.
AUGUCGCAAAGGAAACUUCAACAAGACAUAGAAAAGCUGCUGAAAAAGGUGAAAGAAGGACUUCAAGACUUCGAAGAUGUGUACGAUAAGUUUCAGAGCACCGAUGCUUCCAACACGUCGUACCGCGAGAAACUGGAAAGUGACCUCAAGCGAGAGAUCAAAAAGCUGCAAAAACACAGAGACCAGAUAAAAACUUGGCUCAGUAAGGAAGAUGUCAAGGAUAAGCAGCAGGUACUUAUGGAAAAUCGUCGUCUGAUAGAGUCAGGCAUGGAACGUUUUAAGUCUGUUGAGAAGAUGAUGAAAACAAAGCAGUUUUCAACAGAGGCUCUCACGAAUCCAGACAUUAUUAAAGACCCUCGCGAGCUCAAGAAACGCGAUCAAUUUCUGUUUGUGCAGGAUUGCCUCGAAGAACUUCAGAAACAGUUGGAGUCAUACGAAGCCCAAGAUAACGAGGAGCAGUGCGAAAGGCACGCUUUCCACAUCGCGAACUUGGAGAACAUUUUGAAGCAGCUCCAAAAUAAUGAACUGGAACCAGACACAGUGGAAGAGUACCAAGAAGAUAUUCAGUAUUAUGUUGAAAACAACGACGAUCCAGACUUCAUCGAGUACGAUACCAUCUACGAAGACAUGGACUGUGAGAUACAGCCUGGCGAAGAGGCAAAAGACUUAGAACCAUCUUCUAAGCCUGUGAAAGCAAGUAAAGCCGAGCGGUCUCCCAGAAAAAAAGGAUCGUCGGGCGCCGCGCUACCUCCAUCUGCAUCUAACUCUCUGACAGACAACCAGAACUCACCUAGUGCUGUUGCAUCGCCGUCGACAUCUAGUACAGGCCUAGCUUCGCUCCCAGCAAAAAGGGACACGCCUCCCCAAUCUCAGGCUCCAGGCCAAUCCCAGGGCCAGAACUCUAACGAGGAACAGCAUCCAGAUCACAAUUCCGACUUAACUCCGCAGCAGAACUCAAGCCUAGAUCAAGACCAAAACAGAUCCCAAAACCAAAACCAACAACAGCAAAACGUAAACCAAACCCAACCACAAACUGAGGCGCAACCACCGAGAGACAUGUCUAAGCAGAUUGAUGAGAUGCUGGCGCAGGACCGUAGUCAAAACUCGGCAUUUCAAAACCCUCUUUUCCAUCCUGGCUUGGACUACUGGCUCGAGAGCAAACGCACUCUGCUUCAACCAUACGAAACUAUGCCUGCUGAAAUGGCCUCGCAGCUCGAAUCUUCACUGCUGAAUUGUCCAGACUCGCUAGAUGCCGACACCCCGCACCUGUAUCAUAAUGUGCUCUCACUACCCCAUCCUACGUCGAUAUUUUUCCCUAACGAACCGAUCAGACUGGUUUCAAAUGAACCUGUUGAUCCCACAAAGACUCACCCGAAGCAUAAUGACAUCUAUUCAAGAACUUCUCUUGCACGCAUAAUGUCCAAGUUCGAUCUUGACACUCUCUUUUUCAUCUUUUACCACUAUCAGGGAACCUAUGAACAGUUCCUAUCGGCCAGAGAACUGAGUAUUCGCGGUUGGCAGUUCAAUAAAGUGAACCGCUGCUGGUUUUACAAAGAAGUUGAAAAACUCCCUCCCGGAAUGGAGCAAUCUGAAGAGAUCUCUUGGAGAUAUUUUGACUACCAAAAAUCCUGGCUCGCUAGACGGUGUGGAGCGGAGUUUGUGUAUCGUGAGGAAGAGUUUGAGAGAAUAUAG